CGGAAGGGCGCCCAUGGAGCCGGGACUGCCGGCUCGGCGGACAGCUAUGGCGCCGCUGCUGGAGUAUGAGCGGCAGCUGGUGCUGGAACUACUGGACGCGGACGGGCUGGUAGUGUGCGCCCGCGGGCUGGGCGCGGACCGGCUCCUCUACCACUUCCUCCGGCUGCACUGCCACCCGGCGUGCCUGGUGCUGGUGCUCAACACUCAGCCGGCCGAGGAGGAGUACUUUAUCAAUCAGCUGAAGAUUGAAGGAGUCGAACACCUCCCUCGCCGGGUAACAAAUGAAAUCACAAGUAACAGUCGCUAUGAGGUCUACACACAAGGAGGUGUGAUAUUCGCAACAAGUCGAAUACUUGUGGUCGACUUCUUGACUGAUAGAAUACCUUCAGAUUUAAUUACCGGCAUCUUGGUGUACAGAGCUCACAGGAUAAUCGAGUCUUGUCAAGAAGCCUUCAUCUUGCGUCUGUUUCGCCAGAAAAACAAGCGUGGCUUUAUUAAAGCUUUCACAGACAACGCUGUCGCCUUUGAUACUGGUUUUUGUCACGUGGAAAGAGUGAUGAGGAAUCUUUUUGUAGGGAAGCUCUAUCUGUGGCCAAGGUUCCACGUGGCAGUGAACUCGUUUUUAGAGCAGCACAAACCUGAAGUUGUGGAAAUUCACGUUUCUAUGACGCCCGCCAUGCUUGCUAUACAGACCGCCAUACUGGACAUUUUAAAUGCAUGUCUGAAGGAGCUCAAGUGCCAUAACCCGUCCCUUGAAGUGGAAGAUUUGUCUUUAGAAAAUGCUAUUGGGAAACCCUUUGACAAGACAAUCCGCCAUUAUCUGGAUCCUUUGUGGCACCAGCUUGGAGCCAAGACUAAGUCCUUGGUUCAGGACUUGAAGAUAUUACGAACUUUGCUGCAAUAUCUCUCUCAGUAUGAUUGUAUCACAUUCCUUAAUCUUCUGGAAUCUCUGAGAGCAACAGAGAAGGCUUUUGGUCAGAAUUCAGGUUGGCUGUUUCUUGACUCUAGCACCUCAAUGUUUGUAAAUGCUCGAGCAAGGGUUUACCAUCUUCCAGAUGCCAAAAUGAACAAAAAAGGCAAAAUGUCUGAAAAAACGGAGAUGAAAGAAGAGCAAGAAACAAAAAAGGAAUUGGUCCUAGAAAGCAACCCAAAGUGGGAAGCAUUAACCGAAGUACUGAAAGAAAUUGAGGCAGAAAAUAAAGAGAGCGAAGCCCUUGGUGGUCCAGGUCAAGUACUUAUUUGUGCAAGCGAUGACCGAACAUGUUCCCAGCUGAGAGAGUACAUCACUAUGGGAGCAGAGGCCUUCUUGCUGAGGCUCUACAGGAAAACCUUUGAGAAGGAUAGCAAAGCCGAAGAAGUGUGGAUGAAAUUUAGACGUGAGGACAGUCCAAAGAGAAUGGCAAAAUCUAACAAAAGGCCUAAAGGCCCCCCAAACAAACAAAGGGCUGCCACCAAAGAAAGGACUCUGAAAAAGAAAAAGCGAAGGUUAACCUUAACUCAGAUGAUGGGAAAGUCUGAAGAACCUGAAGAGGCAGGAGAUGUCAAGGAAGGCUAUCCUAGAGACACAGGCAGUAGCCCAGAAAGCUCCUUAGAAGAAAUUAAGCACGAGGAAUUUGACUUAAACUUGUCCUCUGAUGCCGCAUAUGGAAUCCUGAAAGACCCACUCACCAUCCUCCAUCCGCUCCUGGGCUGUAGUGACCCCUAUGCUCUGACGAGGGUGCUCCAUGAAGUGGAACCAAGAUACGUGGUUCUGUACGAUGCGGAACUGACGUUCGUUCGCCAGCUUGAAAUUUACAGGGCGAGCAGGCCCGGGAAGCCUCUGAGGGUCUACUUUCUUAUAUAUGGAGGUUCAACCGAGGAACAGCGCUAUCUCACUGCUUUGCGGAAAGAAAAGGAAGCUUUUGAGAAACUCAUAAGGGAGAAGGCCAGCAUGGUGGUCCCUGAAGGAAGGGAAGGUAGGGACGAAGCAAAUCCGGAGCUGGUCAGGGGCUCCGCGGCUGCAGGCACUCCCACCGACACCCGGAAAGCAGGUGGCCAGGAACAGAGCCGGCCGCAGCAGACUAUAGUCGUGGAUGUGCGUGAGUUUCGCAGUGAACUGCCGUCCCUGAUCCACCGUCGGGGCAUCGACAUCGAACCCGUGACUCUGGAGGUCGGGGACUACAUUCUGACCCCGGAAAUGUGCGUGGAGCGCAAGAGCGUCAGCGAUCUGAUCGGCUCGUUAAGCAACGGCCGCCUGUACGGCCAGUGCGUGUCCAUGUCCCGCUACUACAAGCGCCCGGUGCUGCUCAUCGAGUUCGACCCCCGCCAGCCCUUCUCCCUCACGUCCCGCGGCGCGCUGCGUCAGGAGAUCUGCAGCAACGACGUCAGCUCCAAACUCACGCUCCUCACGCUCCACUUCCCCAGGCUCCGCAUUCUCUGGUGCCCCUCGCCCCACGCCACCGCCGAGCUGUUCGAGGAGCUGAAGCAGAACAGGCCACAGCCCGACGCGGCCACGGCCAUGGCCGUCACGGCGGAUUCGGAAACGCUGCCGGAGUCGGAGAAGUACAAUCCCGGCCCCCAGGACUUCCUGUUAAAGAUGCCGGGGGUGAACGCCAAGAACUGUCGCGCCGUGAUGCAGCACGUGCGGAACAUCGCGGAGCUCGCCAGCCUGUCGCAGGACAAACUGGCAGGUAUUCUGGGCAACGCCGGGAAUGCCAAGCAGCUCUAUGACUUCAUUCACACCUCUUACGCAGAGGUCGCGUCUAAGGGGAAGAUGAGAAAAUGAACGGUGACGGCUGUCUUCUUGUCCCGAGACCGUGCUUUCCAGCCGCUCUUUGCCGGCAUUCCUGGGUCCCCAUUUAUCAUUAGUUCCCGAUUGCCUCGUCUUCCAGCCCUUAACAGCCGAGCUGUCCGCUUACUGGCUCUGCGCGCCAAAGCCAAGCCUCCGCUCCGAAGUCUAAGUUCAGGCACCGUUUUCACGGUCCCGCGCCUGCUCUCCUCCCUCCCGUCGCUGCCCAGGCCAGGGUCCGCAUGCUCCGUUCUUAAGUGAGGUGGGUCCGGAGCCGGGGAGGUGUCCGCAGGUGUUUCUAGAAGGCCAUUCUUGAAACAGGCAGCAAUUUAUGUUUCUGACACAAACCGGUAAAACACAUAAUCAUGUUCUUACCCUCUUCAGAGGUGCCCCGGAACCCAGAGAAGGAAACCCCUCUGCCGUCCUUCCCCAGUUCUCCCACAUUGUCCUCAAACACGUUCUUCCAUCUUUCUGCCUCUAAGAGAAAUUCCUGGGGACUCCCUGGUGCCCGCCCGUGUAAGACAGCCUCCUCAAAACCUCCCUGGUUCACUUCCUAAUCCCCCGAGCAUAUGCGACACGUACUAUGACUCGAUUGUGCAAAGCCAGUAGUUUUUAGACACGAAAUGAAUUCCCUCUUUCCAGAAAUUGAUGGUGCAAGUGAAGGAGUCCUUGGAACGCUCACUUUUUCAAACAUUUAACCUCCAAACUCUGAGGUCUCUAAGCCCGAAAGGCGAGUUAGAGUCUCUUAAGACUUCCUCAUCCCUGAGCCUCUCUUGCCACGCCCUGAGACCACCAGCACCAGAGCUUCUCCCUGCGCAGCAUAAGCUCACCCUCUGAUCCCCCUUCUUCCUGUCCCUCUGCGGAGUGCCUCCUUGCAUCUCUGUGAGGGUUCCCACACAAGUAAUUGAGUGGCCCACCAAGUCUUUAAGAUUUGGUUUUCCUUCCUGGAGUGGAGAUAAAGGACUUAAAAAGUAAAUGGAAGAUCAAUGCAUAGAAUAUCUAAGAAUUCCAGAGAAAUAUAUACAUACUUAAAAACUCACAAGUCCAUCUCCUUCUCAAACCUUCCGGCUGGGUUAGAUUAGCUUUUUACUGAAGUGUACAUAUGGGACAUUCAUAGCAUCUUUGUGCCGUUUUUAAACUUUUAUAUUUCACCAUUAUUAAGUUAGGUCUUACUCUCCUAUCUAGUAAUGAGUAGUAAAUUUUCUACCUCAAGAGCUGAUGUGGGUAUAGACAUCAGUCUCACUAGCCAUACCACACAGUUACACGUUUCCUCCGUGUCGGCCGUGUUUUUGUUCGUCACGGUGUUUGAGCUCAGAGUAGACACUGGACCACAUAACACAUAAUGGUCUUCACCUUCACAGAAGUUCUUUCAACAGACCUCUCCAAGUUGAACCUUCCAUGCCGACAUCUUGUUCUCUUGGUAGGUUAACCUACAUUGGUACUGCUAAAGUAGAUUUGGAUUUCAAACUCGAUACAAGGUGCCACAAGAAUGAAUUAAGGGGUAUCAGGGAACCGUGUUGUUAUAUGGAAUUCUGUAUAGUGAUCUGAGGAACAGAGAAGAGGACAGGAAACAAAAGUUAGUUUAAGAUAGAAUAAAGGGUUGGGCUACUAAAUGUUGUCUGAGGGUUAAAAAGCUACGUUGGAGAUUAGAAAACAAGAUGUCAGGUACGUGUGUUAAUUUUCACUUCUUUAUGUAUUUAAGAGUCCAGUCAGAGUGAAAAGUACAUUAAAAUCGACAUAGCGCCUCAAAAGGAGAUGGUUAUUAUGAUUUUUCUUCACCCUAGUCUGGCGCUUCUGCUUAUGGUAUAUAGUUUCUGGUUUUUCUUGUAGAAUUCCAUCUGCCUUAUAUUGUUCUUUAAUUACAUAAAAGGCAGAUCAGAACAUAGCACUUCUUUUGAUAUGGGUUUCACUCCAAUUUAAGCUUUCAGAAAUCAGCUCUGUACUUAAAGCCGCCAUUUUGAACAGCCCUCGUCAUCUAGUACAAGCCUUCGUUGUAUUUAGAGAGCCGGUGUCUCUGGCUCUUAGAUGCUGUUAUUUGCUGUUGUACGUGCUGGACAUUUGAAGACGUACACUGUCUCAUGUGUAUCUGAAUUAGGACUGGUAGUUUCUAAUGAACUCGAAAAUGCUCAUUAUAGAUGCAAGGCUCUCACUCCCACUUCCCCUUCCAACUAAAUAAAUAUAUUUUAGUGUGUCUCCAGUUAUGGAAAGCCUUUAGUACAACCAUCGUAUAUGGACUUUUAUCACAUUCUUUUACAAAUUUUUACAGUCUAAGAAUCCUUGGCAAGGGAACUAAUGCAUGAAUUUGCAAAAUUAAUGUAUCACUUUAUUAUCUAGCAUCAUACUGUUACCUUGGCCUUUUUUCUUUCAGAAUAGUAAAUAUCCCUUUUACUUAUGAACUCAUGCUUAGCUUUUUAAAAACCUUUUUUUAAAAACCUGAGAUCAGCAUUAUUCUAUUUUACCAAGUUUUUUGCAUAAAAAUCAGAGCAUGUGGAAGAUGAGAGAAAUUGUUUCCAACUUUGUUUAAAUCAUAGUGCCUCUUGAUAUUUUUUUAAAGUUGUACAACAAGAAAUCAUUUUAUAUAGUAAUAGUGGCCAUAAAUAAUGUCCUUUUGGCAAGAAGUUGCCACUUCUUCAGUCUGGGGCUCAGGAGACCAUAUGUCUCUGUAUAUUUGAGUACAUCCAGAAUGCAGUUUCCCAGCUCACGAGGGACUGAAAAUAAUUGUCCCAUUCAUCAACCCAUCGGGACACAGAGGGUUAAGUCUAGAUUUGGUUGUGUUGAGAUAACAGAAUAUAGAAUUAAUAACUGGCCUUCAGCAGGAAAGUCUACACUGAAGCAAAUGCAAAGAAGUGCGUGGGGGGAGAGAGACAGACAUCAUUAGUCUUUGCUUUUGUUUUUCAAGCAUAAUUUGAUUUUCCUUUGGCUCAGAAAACUUUAGGGAAAUUCUCUUUCCUUUGUGUUCAGUUUAGCCUAGAAACAUCCUUUUAAAAACCAACAGUUUAGGAAAGUUCUUUUCUCAGUCUUGAAUAUAUUAAAACAUAUCCAGACUUCAAUGUGCAUUGUCAUUUUUCUUCAUUAUUUUGCUUUCUAUUUUGGUUUAUCGCUACUUCCUGUCCAAUUUCAAACUCCAGUACUUAACCGUCUUUAUCCACAGGUUUUUGGUAAGCCACGCCACUGCUGCUUUUUGAUUUAAGGAUAUGUAAGCCAAAAUUUGGAUGGGAGGGAGACAUAACUGAUUUAUAUCAAUUUGUAACAGGAGUUGUAUGUGAGUGUGUUUUUAAUAAAAUGUGUAUUUAUUCCGUAUUUUCCUCAGCAUUUUGUGGGCAAAGUAAAAAUAACAAUGUAUAGUGAAAGGACAUGUAUUCCCAGCGCAUUGUAUUUCCAACACGUUGGUAAAUAUAAUUUAAAACGAAGAGAAUAUUUAAUGUGUUUUUGUUGUGCAGAAUAAAUGAUUAAAGCCGAACUGCUCUUCCAAA
Molecule: messenger RNA, 6240 nt
Organism: Leptonychotes weddellii (Weddell seal)
Lineage: Eukaryota; Metazoa; Chordata; Mammalia; Carnivora; Phocidae
Source: RefSeq, a predicted model, not a curated record